Molecule: messenger RNA, 1292 nt
Organism: Drosophila kikkawai
Lineage: Eukaryota; Metazoa; Arthropoda; Insecta; Diptera; Drosophilidae
Product: zinc finger protein 664
Biological process (GO): regulation of gene expression
Cellular component (GO): nucleus
Molecular function (GO): zinc ion binding
Source: RefSeq, a predicted model, not a curated record
GAUUUUGGUGUUUUAAUUUUAAGGCAUGGGGGAUAUAUGCAGGACCUGUUCGCAGGAAGCAGAUCCUGGGACGGCCAGCAAUCUGUUUGAGCCCUCGAGUGCUUCGCUUCUGGUCCAAAUCGAGGACUUGACCAAUAUACUGCUGCAGGACGGUGACAACUUACCUAAGCUGAUAUGCCAAAACUGUCAGCUUGACCUGAAGAUAGCAACUCACUUUCGCCGAGUUUGCAUCGAGGCCCAGGAACAACUACAACACCAGCUAGAUAGGGGCAAGGAUGAAGAGGAAUAUGAGUACCCGUGGAUCGAUUCCCCGGAGGAAGAGGUCGUAAAGGAGGAGGCUCAAGAUGACAUCGCUGAGUCCGAGUACCUGACACCUGAAUACGUUAUUGUAGAUGCUCUACUUGGUGUUCCAGAACCUCAGUUGUCGGAUGAGACACUUGAGGUAAUACAUGUUGAACCAGCACACUCUCAAGAGAACAAGUCAAUCGGUAGUCCCGACUCUCCAAAUCACACCUGCAGCAAUUGUGGACUCGGGUUUGAUGAUGCGGAAGAGCUCAGGAUGCACAAGUACCAGCUGCACGACGUCUCGCCCAAUACCAAAUUCGUUUGUGACCACUGCGAUGAGGGCUUUCGCUCGGCAGCUGCAAUGUCCAAGCAUUGCCAACUGUUUAACCUUCCAUGCACUCACGAGUGCGACAAGUGCAAGGCUAAAUUCCAUAACCAGAUCCUGCUGGACACCCACAUCGAGGUAUGCCAAAAGCGGGAUGAAGCCAAACACGUGUGUCAUAUUUGCGGCAAGAGGCUGUCUUCCGUCUUCAUUCUGAAGAGUCACAUUUUGCGUCAUUCGGGCGCACGUCCCCACAAGUGUCAGCAAUGUGACGCCUCCUUUGCCGUCGGCUCCGCACUGAAAACGCACAUGAAAACCCAUUCGUCUGAGCGUUCAUAUGUGUGCCGCUACAACUGCGGAAAAUCAUUCCGCUUUAGCAGUGCUCGCUCCACGCACGAGAGAAUCCACAUGGAUGAUAGCAAGCGGAUUCACCACUGCGAGUAUUGUCCCAAGUCCUUUGUGACUCCAAGCGCCUGCCGCGCACAUCAGAAUCUGCAUAACUCGGCCCGCGAUUACAGAUGUGACACUUGCUUAAUUGGUUUCCGUCAACUAAAGCAUUACCAAAGCCAUCUUAAGUGCAACAGCCACAAGGUCCUAGAGGCACGUGCCGCAGCUGCAAAGCGGCAUCCAUAUUUCCCACAUUAACAUUUCAUCUGAAAUUUUAAUUCUAAUUUGGUGCUGCAUU